AUGUCGCUAUCUCCAUACUUUUUCGACUACGAUCUACAACGACGAUGGCCCAGACGCCUUCUCGAGCAGAACUUUGGCCUCGCCCUGUCCCCCGACGACAUAUUCACAGCAGCAACUAGUCCGAUUAUCCCACGUGUAAACAAAUUCUGGUGGCCCCAAGAACCGAGUUCUUCCAUUAAAGUGGAUAAGGACAAGUGGUCUAUCAACAUUGAUGUUCAGCACUUUGCCCCGGAUGAAAUUGCUGUUAAAACCGCUGAUGGUUUUGUCGUCAUUGAAGGUAAACAUGAGGAGAAGCAAGAUGAGCAUGGUUUUGUGUCCCGGCAUUUUGUGAGGAGGUUCAAAAUGCCGCAAGAAGUUAACACUGAGGGUAUUGAGUCUCGUCUUUCCUCUGAUGGAGUCUUGAGCGUUUUGGCUCCCAAAAAAGGGGAUGUGCAGAAGGGUGAGAGGUCUGUUCCUAUUACACACACGGGGCCAGUGAGAAAAGAAGUUAAAGAAGAGAAGCCAGAACAAAAGGAAGAAAAGAAUGAGUAG
Messenger RNA from Leptosia nina, 531 nucleotides. The record is from the annotation of a GenBank genome assembly. NCBI's taxonomy places the organism in Eukaryota, Metazoa, Arthropoda, Insecta, Lepidoptera, Pieridae.